AACCGUUGAGCAAGCAAGCCGGCAAGCAGGCAAGCAAGCGCACGGCAACACGUUUGAUGUGCUGUUGAGUGGUUAACCCAGUCUCCCCUUCCCCCCGCCCCACACCCACUAUAAAGUUAAAGUUGGUUCAACUAUUAAGAAAUUUGGCACCCAUUUCCCCCCUUUCUCUCCCUUUUUCAUCAUCAUCAUCAUCUUCUUCUUCUUCGCAUACAUAUCUUGAGAAAACCAGAGUUCUAUGAGAGGGAAAUGAGAAAGGGGCUGCCCCCAACAAGGUUUUUCUUCCAACAAUUCAGCAUAUAGCUGAGGAAGAAGCUCCCAAGUUGAAAGAGAGACAACCCUUGUCUCUGCUUUUUUUCUUUUUUUCCCCUUUUGGUUCUUGUUUACAGCUUUUUGGAAGGGCGACUUUCGAAGAUCUCUCACAGGAAUCAUUCUAGGGUGAGAAAUUGAUGCAGGGAAGAUGGGAAAGCAAGGGAGUUGGUUUUCUAUUAUAAAGAGGUUUUUCACUUGUCAUUCAGGAGAGCAGGAUCGUGAGAAUAAUAGCAGCAAUGAAAGGAAGGGAGAUGGGAAAGGAGGGUCCAGUUCCUUCAUUCCUAUCUUUAGAAAGCCAAGCAGUAUUGAGAAAAUCUUUAGCGAAUAUGAGAGGGACCAACAAAGAGUAGCAUUCCAGCCUCCUAUUCCUGAACCUCCAUCUACUACACCACCCUCUAUACCUCCUCCUCAAUCAGCUUCCCCGCAGGCUUCUUCUCCAUCUCGAGCUUGUUCAUCAACCGUCGUCAAUCAUCACGAGGAAGUCAGCAACAUUCCAACAGUCGUCCAUCAUCACGAGGAAGUCAGCCAAAUCCCAACAGCCGUCAGUCAUCACGAGGCUGUCAGCUACAUUCCAGAACCAACCGGGACGAGCCAUCUCUCUUCGGCUAUUAAGAUCCAAGCAGCCUACAGAGGUUAUCUGGCAAGGAAAAGCUUAAGAGCGUUGAAGGGUCAAGAGCGACUUCUAGGCGUUGUACGAGGGAAUAACGUGAGGCGACAGACACUGAAUGCAAAGAAACAGAUGCAACUAUUGGUUCGGGUGCAAUCUCAGAUACAAUCACGACGGAUCGAAAUGCUUGAUACCCAGAGGCAACCCCAGGAUCAUCCCAAUGAUAAAGACGUUCACAGUACCUUCGAUGCGUCUGAGGGAGGUAAUCAUGAUGGUUGGGAUGAAAGCUCGAUAACAAAGGAGGAAAAAGACGCUCGAUUGCAGAGGAAGGUCGAAGCGGCCAUUAAACGAGAACGAGCGAGGGCAUAUGCAUACUCCCAAUUCCACCAGAGAACCACUCCAAGGUUGGGGCAGGAUGCUCAAAUGGAUACUUGUUCUAUGGGAGCUCCGAGGUGGUUGAAAUGGUUAGAAGGUCCAUUACCUACUGAAGCUUCUCCGAAGCAUCCUCUACCGAGAUCGUUAACUCCUCAGCCGGAGCAGAAGUCGAGCCCACGGUACAGUUUCGGCUUAGAUGGUAGAGAUAUUCCCACACCAAAGUCAACAAAAUCAACAGCAUUCUCAAAUGCAAAGCCAGCACGGUCACCACGUCGAUUGAGAACCCCUCAAACAGCAAGGUCAAACAUGUCCAACGAUUCGAGAUCACGAGGCAACCGAGCUUUCUCUCCUUUCGAUAUGAGGUUAAAGGAUGAUGACAGCCUUGUAAGCUGCCCUCCAUACAUGGCACCACACUAUAUGACUCCUACGGUUUCGACCAAAUCAAAAGUACGAGCUCGUAGCAACCCAAGGGAGAGGUUUCCAGGUACGCCAACAAGCGAAUCAUCUAGCAGGAGGCAGUCGUUUCCGAUGAGUCAAGGUGCUGGAUCAUUUAGGAACAGAGGUUUGAUGUCGUCGCCAAAGGAUCAUACAACGUUAGACGGCAACCAAUCUUUACGAUCGGUCGGGAACUUCAGCUUUGCUUCGCUACCAACUGGAGUUGGAAGGAAACCAUUUAACAGAUUUGUGUGAUUUGAUUAACCCCUCUUCUUACUGUUCUUCAUGUGUUUCUAAUGAUAAUUGAGUGUAUUUAUUACUAUUAUAUGGUUUUGUGUUGCAGAAAUACUGAUUUGUAAUAAGAAACUCAAGGUUUGGAGCUCUGCUUGGGUUU
This is a messenger RNA of Cucurbita maxima (winter squash), 2120 nucleotides long. RefSeq names its product protein IQ-DOMAIN 14-like. Gene Ontology annotation, molecular function: protein binding. The record is from RefSeq and is a predicted model, not a curated record. Lineage: Eukaryota; Viridiplantae; Streptophyta; Magnoliopsida; Cucurbitales; Cucurbitaceae. The transcript has 6 exons. The coding region runs from base 458 to 1981 and encodes 507 amino acids.